AGUUAGUAUAUACCUGUGUGUGUAUUUCUUUUGUUAGUCAUUAUUGCAAUUUGCGAAAAAAAGAAUCUGAACGAGGAAGCAGUGUAUAAGACUUUACUUAUUACAUUCGGGAAAUACUUGCAAAAAUUCAUAAUUACGCUAAGGAAAAUUAGGAUCAUUUGUUUAGAAGUCAGUAUAUUUAUCACAACAUAUUAAACGUCGCUCCGAAAACCGAACAAAGGAAAAUGGGAAUAUUUGGACAAUCCUCCGGAUUUGAUGCGGAUGUUGAAAAGGCCACAAGCGAAUCAAACACCAAUGAAAAUUGGGCAUUAAUACUUGAUGUGUGUGACAAGACGUCUUCGAAUAGUCGCAAUGCCAAAGAGUGUUUAAAGGCCAUUAUGAAAAGGAUGGGCCACAACGACCCGCAUGUCGUUAUGCAAGCCAUUACAUUACUGGAUGCAUGUGUAAACAAUUGUGGCAAACCAUUUCAUUUGGAAAUAGCGUCUCGCGAGUUUCAGAACGAAUUUCUAAGGUUAUUAGGAAAAGUGCAACCGAAAGUAGCUGCGAGAAUGUGCCAUGUAUUGAAAGGAUGGGCGGAGGGCGACUUCAAAAGCGAUCCUGAACUAAAUCUUAUCCCAUCUUUAUACACUAAACUACGUCAAGAAAAUUAUGAUUUCAGUGGUUCGAGUGACAAACCAACACAAUCUACUGCAAAAAUGGUCACAGCUAAAGAUCCAAAUGCAACUCGACAACAAGAGGAAGACGACUUGGCCAAAGCUAUAGAAUUGUCUUUAAAAGACGUUAAAAAUAGCCCGAAAAACAUUGGUUCUUCAUCCGGUGGCAGUUCAUCCAGUUAUCCAUCAUUAUACCCAUCGGUUUCCAAUAAUGCUACAUCACAUGUAAGUAAUGCAGUGGAAACUCGCCAAGUUCGUGCACUAUACGAUUUUGAAGCCGCUGAGGAAAAUGAAUUGACAUUUGCUGCAGGAGAUAUUAUACACGUACUCGAUGAUUCGGAUCCUAAUUGGUGGAAAGGGUUUAAUCAACGCGGUGAAGGUUUAUUUCCUUCGAAUUUCGUCACCGCAGAUUUAUCAGUGGAUCCUCAACAAUUGGAGAUUAAUCAGCAACACAAAAUGAAAAAAAGUUCACAAUUUGAAGAAGACACUAAGGAACUGCAGCACAAGACUGAAGCCGCAGCGGCAGCUGCUGCAUCGCAGAAGAUUGAGAUAGACGAAAAGAAAAUUGACCGUCUGUUGCAUUUGAUUAAUGAAGCCAACCCUGAAGACCCUUCGCAAGAUACAGAAGAAAUGUUACGAUUGGAACAAGAAGUACAUCAAAUGGGUCCGUUAAUUGAUACAGAGCUUGAAAGAGUCGACCGAAAGCACGCCCAACUGUCGCAACUAUCUAGCGAUUUGGUGGACGCUAUCAAUUUGUACCAUUCUUUAAUGAGAGAUGAUAGAAAUUUAAUGGGAUCUCCUUACGGCGUGAAUAACGUGUCUAGUGUUCCUGGCAUGCCGAAUUACCAUAAUAUGCCCCAACAUGGCUACAACAUGUUAUACGGAUCCAAUGCAGGAUUUAUUGGAGGGUUUAAUAGUGGACCGCACAGUUUACAGGGUAGUCUGCCAUCAGUGGCUUUUCCAACAACUGCUAAUUACCAAUCAAUGAAUAUAUCGAUGCAACCGUACCAAAGCAGCCAAUCGAACUCACAAUCAUCUCAACAUCAAGGUCUUAAUGGACAAUCGAAUUCGCAGAUAAUUUCCCAACAGCCCUUAUCUUUACCACAAAAUCAUUCCCAGCAGCAGAUUUAUAUGGCAUCCAAUGGCCAAAUACAAGGAUCUUCUGCAAAUAUACCUGUUUCAGUUGAUACACAGCAGCUCCAAACGUAUCAGGUUCCACAACAUUAUGCCAUACAAACUCAAUCUCCUUCGGUUCCAACAAAUACCAUGCCGACAAACCAACAGGCGCCACUAACACAUCCCACUCAGAAUCAUCCGCAAUCAUACUUCAGUUCUCCGCAGCAAAGUUCUCUUCAACAAACACCACAGUCAUAUGUAAAUAGUUCUUCCUCUCAGCUUCUGUCAGACCCUACCCCUAUAUAUGUCCACCAAAAUCUGCCAACAAAUGGUCCACCUCAAUCUACAUUUGUAGGUCCUCAACAACAGGCUUCGCACUUGCCACCUCCACUAGACGACCAAUUUGGCCAGCUGCAGCACCAAAUGGCAAAUAUGACAGUUACUUCGCAACCUUAUCAGACAAAUAUGCAACAAAACAUUCCAGUUUACAAUCAACAGCGGUAAAACACUAAAAAAAGUAGAAUGCAUGUUGUCAACAGAAAUAUAGAUAUGGAUCAUCUUCGUUUCUAUCGUCCCCCGUACAGAAGUUAUUCAAAUCAUACAGUUUUUAAUGUAUAUGAAUUUAUUCUAGUAACGCUAGAACGCAGUUUCCUAAAAGAGUUUUUUUCCUACGCUUUGGCCACAUGUUUUAAAAAUGGAAGAGACGUCAAUGUUAUUUUAUCUGGUAUUCAAUAUUAUUCUUGCAUACAUUCAUAAUUAAAAAAAUAUAUAUAUAUUAAAACUAUGUUAUUUAAAACUUGUCAUAUUACAUACAUAUAUUAAUAAAUUAGAAAAAGGUUAAUAAAAUGCAUUGAUCUAUCAUUUUAAUA
Musca domestica (house fly) is the source of this 2638-nucleotide messenger RNA. Its product is annotated as signal transducing adapter molecule 1. The record is from RefSeq and is a predicted model, not a curated record. Bases 225 to 2273 code for a protein of 682 amino acids. Gene Ontology annotation, cellular component: ESCRT-0 complex. NCBI's taxonomy places the organism in Eukaryota, Metazoa, Arthropoda, Insecta, Diptera, Muscidae. The transcript is spliced from 4 exons. Gene Ontology annotation, molecular function: phosphatidylinositol binding; ubiquitin binding. Gene Ontology annotation, biological process: protein transport to vacuole involved in ubiquitin-dependent protein catabolic process via the multivesicular body sorting pathway.